ACCGUCCCCUCUCUGUGCGCCUGCGCAGAACUCCCUGGCCCACUCAGCCCGGAUUUGUGAAGCCGAGGAGGGCUCCUCUUCUCCGCUUGGCUGGCUUCGAGGCCCCGCUUCCUCCGCCACUCUUUCCCCCGGCGCCAGGAUGGCGGACGAAGAGCUGGAAGCCCUGCGCAAGCAAAGGAUGGCCGAGCUGCAGGCCAAGCACGGGGAUCCUUCUGGUGAGAUCGCACAACAAGAAUCAAAACAGAGGGAGGCAGAAAUGAGAAAUACUAUUUUAGCUCAAGUUUUGGAUCAAGCAGCUCGUGCCAGAUUAAGUAAUUUAGCUCUCGUAAAGCCAGAAAAGGCCAAAGCAGUUGAAAACUAUCUUAUACAGAUGGCGAGAUUUGGGCAGUUAGGUGGGAAGGUUUCAGAACAAGGGCUGAUAGAAAUACUUGAAAAAGUGAGUCAGCAAACUGAGAAGAAAACAACAGUAAAGUUCAACAGAAGAAAAGUAUUGGAUUCGGAUGAGGAAGACUAAUACAUGAAAUACAAAAAAAUGGACAUCCACCACAAAUCAUCUGGAACAUGUCAAGGGAAGUGCGCCGUACCUGACAUAGUUGCAGAUGAAAGAUUUACGCAAGUUUUUUCUGUACACAUUUUUUAUAUAAAGGGAAAAGAAAUGAUCUCAUGUUGUGGCUAAUGAAAUUAAGUGGAAUGUUUUUUCUUAGGUAAUUUUUGUAUAAUGGGCCGAGAGGCAAAGCUUGGUUUGUUCUUCUCUCAGGCUUCAGCUCUCCUUCGAGGCUGCCUGGGAGAGUCCGCUGUGCUGUUAGCGCCUGUUGGCGGCACAGUCGUCCUCCGUCAGGGAGUAAAAACAAUUGCACUGCCGGCAGCCACAGGUUUUUGUAAUCUUUGCGGACGUAUCUGUGGGCUGGAGGGAGAACAUUCAUUUUGUAUUUGUAAGCUGUGGAGGAAAAAGGUGCACAGAUCAAAUCCAAUUCUACCACCAAAUAAUUAAAAAAUAUUGAAGUUAUUAGCCUCUAAUUCAAGUCCCAUUCAUUUCAAAGGGUCAGUUGUAUAUGGGGCUGAAAUUGCAUUUCGCUCACAAAAUCCACAGUCUUUUAACUACAUUUAAAGGAUUAGGUGCUUGUUUUCCCAUGCCAUUUCUUCUGCUGACCUUAACUGUGGUUAACAUGUGCCAGGAUUUGCUGUCACUUUCUUAAACGGGUUUCAAAGUGAUGGUUAAUAGCAGAGCCUGGUUAAUACGUCCCAUCCUUCAAAAGAAUCAGGCACAACAUGAGAAGCUUGCAGAUGAAUCGGCUCCAUAAAGAACACUUCUUGCAGCUUGCUGAAAUUUUUUUCAAACCAAACCUGAGAAGUUGGUUGGCAAAACAUGUUUGCAUGAUAGCGUAUCUUGCUGGGUUGUUGGUUGUAUUAGAAUUUGGAAAAGUCUUGGCUAGCUCAUCAUGGAAUUGAAUUUAUUAGAUCUGCGGAGGAAAGUUUUGUUUGUUUUUACUUUGGUGCUUUUUUCUUCCUAAAGCAGUCAGGAUGCUCCACGUAUUGGGCACAGUACUCUAAAGUCAAAAUUCUGAAAAUCUGGUCUCAGCUUUCAGUAGAUUGAAGCUUUGUGUCUAAAUCUUCCACAGUAAAAUCAAUCAAUUGCUUAUCCAUAGCUUGGUGGUGCACUGCUAAGUAUCAAUGCAACACAGUACUGUAUAAAUAAAACCCUUGUUUUCCCUCUGCCGACCUCCAUUUUUGAAGUAUACAGAAAUGGAUCAGAACGUUGCCCAAAUCCUUACCUUUGUCUUACAUGCAUGAUGCCAUUGUAACGUGUGCCUUUUGUUGGAAAACGGAAGAAAUGUUCAAUCCAUACACCGCAUCACCAUUGUAUGUAAGAUAGGAUGUACAAUUGGGAGAGGGUUGCUCCUUUUCUGGUUUGUGGACGUGAUGUAUAUUUAACAAAAGCUUUGAAACUGGGAUUAAAAUCUUUCAAGAGAAAAAAAA
Messenger RNA from Anolis sagrei ordinatus, 1977 nucleotides. Lineage: Eukaryota; Metazoa; Chordata; Lepidosauria; Squamata; Anolidae. The record is from RefSeq and is a predicted model, not a curated record.